CAGCGCCGGAAGGGGCGGGCGGCAGCCGCCGGCUCUGGGGCAGCCGGAGCCAUGGUCAACCUGGGGCUGCGGCGGGUGGACGACAGCGUGGCCGCCAAGCACCCGGCGCUGCAGCAGUACGCGGCCUGCCAGUCCCACGCCUUCGUGAAGGGCAUCGGCACGUUCGUGGCAGCGAGCGGAGCCGCCUUCGCCGUGCAGAGGCUGGUGAGCAGCAAGGUGCCGCACAGCCUGCAGUGGAGCCUGCUGCUGGCCACCGCUGCAGGGUCUGUUGCCAGCUACGUUGUAACCAGAGCUGAGACUCAGAAGUGCUCCGACUUCUGGAUUUACCUGGAGACGGGCAAGUCCCCACAGGAGCUCGCCAUGGCUGGUAGGGUGUCUCAGCCCUCAGAAGAUCUGCCCAGGCCAGAGGACAGUGAGAGCACGGCACUGCCAGCGAGGAGGAACAAGUAUGGGGACGUCGUGGAGUAGCUGCUGUGCCCAUGUCCCCCCUUCCUGCCUGCCCAGCCCCACUGCCCGUGAGUGGGGGGCUCUGGGGCACUGCCCUGAGCCUGGAGAGGUGACACACGGUGGUCAGGGCACUGCGGGGACUGGGGCCUCUGAACAUCACACCCAGGGCUACAAUAAAAGUCCAGAGCUGGAA
Molecule: messenger RNA, 640 nt
Organism: Colius striatus (speckled mousebird)
Lineage: Eukaryota; Metazoa; Chordata; Aves; Coliiformes; Coliidae
Gene: TMEM141
Product: transmembrane protein 141
Exons: 5
Coding region: 52-468 (138 amino acids)
Source: RefSeq, a predicted model, not a curated record